CAAAAAGUUAGUGACUGCUGGCUGCUAAUUUUCUUAGUGGCUGGUAGUUUGAACUAGGGGAAUUCCCAAAAUGGAUUUUUACCUAAACUAGUAUAGUGACUGAACGUUUUUAAGUUGGAUGCUUACUGACUUGUAAUUAUUAUGGAAGUGGCGGUUAAGGGGUUCUGAACAAGCCAGAAAAGGAAUAUCUAUAGCAGAGGUUCAAAGGAAAACAAAAAUAAAAUAAAAAUGUCACAAAACAAUCAGGUGGAGUCUUUGAGUGAUCACUGCUCCUCAUGUAGUAUUAACGAUAAUGAACACUUUACAAAUGAUCUUCCUUCUUCUGACUUAUUUUCGGAUCAUGCACAUCCCGAGGAAGACGGUUUUAGUGGAAUUGAUCUUCAGAACAAUUCGAUGAAUUUGACCUUCAGUGGGUUACCUCAGCCUGGAAGAUACAGUUCAAAUACAUUUGAACAACACCAUAGUUUAUCCAUAGCAGUUCCAUUUUAUCACAAUGGUACUGCAUCAUCUAGGAUUCCUGGUAGUAGAAAUUCUGUUUCAACUUUAGCAGAAGACACUAAUUCAUACACACACAAUCAACAGCUCUAUAAUGUAUCCUCAAACAACCAUGUCCAGUUACCACUGACUCCAGUGCCAUCAGUACCAGAAUACAAUGGUAUUACAUCAGCUGGAUCAAAUUCAUUUUCAACAAAUUCACAUCAGUACCGUGUUGUGGGUUAUCCAAAUUCUUCUGUUCCAGGUUGUUAUAAUGGUACUUUAUCGACUAGGUCAAAUUCGGUUCCAACAAGUUCACAUCAGUACCGUGAUGUUAUGAGUUAUCCAAAUUCUUCUGGUCCAGGUUGUUAUAAUGGUACUUUAUCAACUAGGUCAAAUUUGGUUCCAACAAGUUCACUUCAAAACAGUGGUCAGAAUGGACCUCCAACAACACAGCAUUUUUUUAUUGAUACGAAUCAGUACGUCACUGUAUCUGGAAGUUACGAGGAGCCAAUGGAUGAAACGGUUGAAGAGGUGCAGAUUGCUAGUGAUGUGAGAGCAGAAAAUCGACUUGAACUACGCAGUGAAUGGGUUCGGUUACACACUUUUUUUAGAAAGUGGCCCAAUGAUAUGCCACCGCAGAUAAACCCCUCAACACUAUCACAGGAUGGAUUUUACUAUUUGGGUCCAUUCGACAGAGUCCGCUGCAUAUUUUGCUCGGGCAUCCUUAAAAAAUGGGAUGCUGAAGAUAUUGUUGAAACUGAACACAGGAAGCAUUUUCCAAAGUGUCCAUUUGUGCUGGGCCUUGAUGUAGGAAACAUUCCUCUUGAUAGGAGUGCAGUGUCAACUAAUGUAAUAUCCAAAUCGGAUUCUUUUGGUGUUUUGUCAGUUCAGAACUUUGGUAAGCCAUCAAAUGAGUCACCCAGCGAACGAGCAGAAACUCUUGGAAUCGUUCAGAAUAAACCAAAGCAUCCAAGGUUUUCACUUGAAGCAGACCGCCUGGCAACCUUCAAGAAUUGGCCAAGUCAAAUAAAACAACAGCCUGAACAAUUGGCUAAAGCUGGACUGUUUUAUGUUGGAAAUAGCGACAAUGUAAAAUGUUUUACCUGUGACGGUUUGCUUAGCCAGUGGGAACCAGGAGACGACCCAUGGAUAGAGCAUGCCAGGUGGUUCCCAGACUGUCAGUUUGUGCGACUUGUCAAGGGAGAUACGUUCAUAGAACAGGUGUUGCAAGGAGAAACACCUAUGGAGGAAAAAGAAACUAAAAGCCAUUCAGAAAAAGAACACAAGCAGGACAGUGUUGCGAUUCAGGCUCUUCUCGAAAAUGGCUGCAAAAUGCAGGAAGUCAGUGAAGCCAUCAAGUGGUUACAUGAAAAUGGAGGUGUUCCAGAUGAUGUUAUUCCUUCAGCAGAAAAAAUUUACAAAAUAAUACUGGAUACGGAAAAGAUACCAAAUGGGAAAGUUGUUAGUGAGGAUUUUCAAAACCAAAAAAGAAAACCCCCAAAUAAGAACAGUGAAGAAACAGAAGAUAUUUCUUCUUUGUUGGAGGAAAACAGAGAGUUAAAGGAACAGAAGAUAUGUAAAAUCUGCCUGGACGAGGAGAUCAGUAUAAUUUUCCUGCCGUGUGGCCAUCUUGUAUGCUGUGGAACGUGUGCGUCUUCGCUGUCUGAAUGUCCAAUCUGUCGAGGGACCAUCAAGGGGGCAGCAAAAGCAUUCUGGUCUUAAAAAAGGUCUCACGAGUUAUCACAUGAAUCAGGGACCCCAGCUCAUAAUUCUUUAGCGUAUUUAUGCUGAUGGGGCUCUAUAUUAAAAAAAACAUGAUCUAGUAUCCAUUGGAAUACUUAGAUGAGGAAAGAUGAGAGAAAUACAUAAUGAUUUGUAUUGUCCAUUAGCAUAUGUGCUAUAGGGGCUCUAUAUUAAAAAAACCAUGAUCUAGUAUCCAUUGGAAUACUUAGGUGAGGAAAGAUGAGAAAAAUACAUAAUGAUUUGUAUUGUCCAUUAGCAUAUGUGCUAUAGGGGCUCUAUGUUAAAAAGCGUGAUCUAGUAUCCAUUGGAAUACUUAGGUGAGGAAAGAUGAGAGAAAUACAUAAUGAUUUGUAUUGUUCAUUAGCAUAUGUGCUAUAGGGACUCUAUAUUUAAAAAAACCAUGAUCUAGUAUCCAUUGGAAUACUUAGCUGAGGAAAGAUGAGAGAAAUACAUGAUUUUGAAUGAACCAUUUUAAACAAAGUUAAAGCAUGCACACACCAUUCAUAUUCAGGGUAAAAUUAUAAAUGAACCCCAAAAUAUUGUUAGAGCUCUACCGUGCUUUCUGAUUUUCCGACGUAUAUCAGUGGUUUUACUGUCAUGGGGGGGUGGGGGGGGGGG
This is a messenger RNA of Gigantopelta aegis, 2838 nucleotides long. Its product is annotated as putative inhibitor of apoptosis. The coding region runs from base 229 to 2199 and encodes 656 amino acids. The transcript is spliced from 7 exons. Gene Ontology annotation, biological process: positive regulation of protein ubiquitination; regulation of cell cycle; negative regulation of apoptotic process. The record is from RefSeq and is a predicted model, not a curated record. NCBI's taxonomy places the organism in Eukaryota, Metazoa, Mollusca, Gastropoda, Neomphalida, Peltospiridae. Gene Ontology annotation, molecular function: ubiquitin protein ligase activity; cysteine-type endopeptidase inhibitor activity involved in apoptotic process. Gene Ontology annotation, cellular component: cytoplasm; nucleus.